GGCGAGGAAGGGUGUCUCUAGUGUUUACUAGGCCUCCAACACUCUCCCUGAGCCCUGCCCCCAGCUCCGAAAAGCUUCCUGGAAAUGUCCUCUCUAUCACUUCCCCUCACGGGCUGGGGGCUGGGAGCGGGCGGUCCCCUCCGCCCCCGGCUCCCGCUGUUGCCGGGAGCGCUGGCUGGCUGGCGCUCUGCACCGCAGACCUCAGAGAGCCGCGCCUGGGCUCACAGCUCCAUCGCACGCCGAGCGCUCGAGUCCCCACCACGACGUGCCACGGUCCCCGCCCCGCGCCUUUGCCGACCUGGCCAUGAGGGUCCCGGGUGGGCGCUGCGGGGCGCUGCUGGCGUGCCUCGCCGUAGUGUUAUCCGUCUCAGAGGCAAACUUUUUGUCAAAGCAACAUGCUUCACAAGUCCUGGUUAGGAAACGUCGGGCAAACAGUCUGUUUGAAGAAACCAAAAAGGGCAAUCUUGAAAGAGAAUGCAUCGAAGAACUGUGCAGUAAAGAAGAAGCUAGGGAGGUCUUUGAAAAUAACCCUGAAACGGAAUAUUUUUAUCCAAAAUAUUUAGGUUGUCUUAGCUCUUUCCGAAUUGGCUUAUUCAGUCCUGCACGUCAGUCAACCGAUGCUAGCCCUGACCUAAGGAGCUGCGUCAAUGCCAUUCCAGACCAGUGUAAUCCUCUGCCAUGCAAUGAAGAUGGAUAUAGGAUCUGCAAAGAUGGCCAAGCUUCAUUCACUUGCAUUUGUAAAUCAGGUUGGCGAGGAAACAAGUGUGAAUUUGAUAUAAAUGAAUGUGAAAAUCCCUCAAAUAUCAAUGGAGCUUGCAGUCAGAUUUGUGUCAAUACACUUGGAAGUUACCAAUGUUCCUGUAAAAGUGGUUAUAUUAUGCUUUCAAAUAAAAAGGACUGCAAAGAUGUGGAUGAAUGCUCUGUGAUGCCAGACAUUUGUGGCACAGCAGUGUGCAAGAACCUCCCAGGAGACUUUGAAUGUGAAUGCCCUGAAGGCUACACAUACAAUCCCUCAUCAAAGUCUUGUAAAGAUGUGGAUGAAUGCUCUGAGCACAUGUGUGCUCAACUUUGUGUCAAUUACCCUGGAGGUUAUUCUUGUUAUUGUGAUGGGAAGAAAGGAUUCAAACUUUCCCAAGAUCAGAAGAGUUGUGAGGUUGUUCCAGUGUGCCUUCCCUUGAACCUUGACAAAAAUUAUGAACUACUUUACUUGGCAGAACAAUUUGUAGGGGUUGUUUUAUUUCUAAAAUUUCGCCUGCCAGAUGUCACCAGAUUUUCAGCCAAAUUUGAUUUCCGGACAUAUGAUUCAGAAGGUGUUAUCCUGUAUGCAGAAUCUCUUGAUCACUCAGCUUGGUUCCUGAUUGCACUUCGUGAUGGAAAGAUUGAAAUUCAGUUUAAGAAUGAAUAUACAACCCAAAUCACAACUGGAGGCAAAGUUAUUAAUAAUGGUCUAUGGAAUAUGGUCUCUGUGGAAGAAUUAGAACAGAGUAUUAGUGUGAAAAUAGCUAAAGAAGCAGUAAUGAAUAUAAAUAAACCCCAAAGCAUUUUUAAGCCUACAAAUGGAUUUCUAGAAACCAAAGUAUACUUUGCAGCAUUACCUCGGAAAAUGGAGAAUGCACUCAUUAGACCGAUUAAUCCUCGUCUAGAUGGAUGUAUACGAGGCUGGAAUUUGAUGAAUCAAGGCGCUUCGGGAGUAGAGGAAAUUAUUCAAGAGAAACAAAAUAAGCAUUGUUUUGUCUCUGUGGAGAAGGGUUCCUACUAUCCUGGUUCUGGAGUGGCUCAAUUUAGCAUAGAUUAUAAUAAUAUAUCCAAUCCUGAGGCUUGGCAAGUAAAUGUGACCUUGAAUAUUCGCCCAUCCAUGGGCACUGGUGUUAUAUUUGCCUUGAUUUCUAAUGACACAGUGCCCUUUGCCUUGUCUUUGGUGGAUUCCGCCUCUGAAAAGCUUCAGGAUAUCCUGGUAUCUGUUCAAAGUACGGUACUAUCUCGGAUAGAGGCCGUAAACCUGUGUCCCGGUGAGCAAUACCAUAUGGAAUUCAGAGUCAACAGAAAAUACUUGGAGCUGUCAACUCCACUUAGAAAAGAUAGCAUCUACUCUGAAGACCAUCAAAGACAAUUUGCCAUCUUAGACAAAGCAAUGGAAGGAACAGUGGUCACUUACUUGGGUGGCCUUCCAGAUGUUCCAUUCAGUGCAACACCAGUGAAUGCCUUUUUUAAUGGCUGCAUGGAAGUGAACGUUAACGGUGUAGACUUGGAUCUGGAUGAAGCCGUUUCUAAACAUAAUGACAUUAGAGCUCACUCAUGUCCUUCAGUUUUGAAAAACAACAUGAAUACUUAAGACAUCUUUUCUUUGUUGAUAACAUCUUUUUUCCUGGCUGUAAUUAUACUUGUGUUUCAAUAAUAGUCGAAGGGUUUUACUCAUGAUGUGCAGAUCUUGAUUAUUUUAUGGUACUUUGACCUAGGAAUUUUAAAAAAGGUCCUUUUUCAAGAAAACAAGAUUCUCUGGUGAUAUAAAUUUCAUUAAAACAUUCUUACUUCUGUUGCUGUCUAGAAAAUAAAUAAAGAAACAGAGAAAAUUUUAAUUUGAAUUUUUUGCUACAAAUGAUAUUUCUUCAUUUUUAUGUUUGUAAAAGUCAAAUUCAAUUUUAUCCUCAUAAACUAGUGUUUAAAUAUAUGUUUUUCUCAGAAGGCAAGGCAGAAAACCCAAACAAAAGUUCAUGUGACUAAGUACUAUUGAUCAUAGCAGGUACUAUUUUAUGUGUUUUUGUUUCUUCCUAACGAAGGCAGAAGAAGACAGUGGCCUAUUCAUUUGAAUUGAGCAGAAGGCCUUAAAGCUUUAUUCCAAAACAAUUCCUCAGGGGGACCAGCGUUGGCUUCAUCUUUUUUUCCCAUGGCUUCACAUUUGAAAUAGUAGUUUUACUGAAUUAAGAAAAAUAA
Molecule: messenger RNA, 2931 nt
Organism: Rhinolophus ferrumequinum (greater horseshoe bat)
Lineage: Eukaryota; Metazoa; Chordata; Mammalia; Chiroptera; Rhinolophidae
Gene: PROS1
Product: protein S
Exons: 15
Coding region: 305-2332 (675 amino acids)
Cellular component (GO): extracellular region
Molecular function (GO): calcium ion binding
Source: RefSeq, a predicted model, not a curated record